Sorex fumeus (smoky shrew) is the source of this 3231-nucleotide messenger RNA. RefSeq names its product phosphoglucomutase 5 (gene PGM5). Gene Ontology annotation, cellular component: sarcolemma; adherens junction; cytosol. Gene Ontology annotation, biological process: myofibril assembly; carbohydrate metabolic process; striated muscle tissue development. The record is from RefSeq and is a predicted model, not a curated record. NCBI's taxonomy places the organism in Eukaryota, Metazoa, Chordata, Mammalia, Eulipotyphla, Soricidae. The transcript is spliced from 11 exons. The coding region runs from base 130 to 1833 and encodes 567 amino acids. Gene Ontology annotation, molecular function: magnesium ion binding; phosphoglucomutase activity.
AAGUUUCUCGGGCCCGGGAGGCCGCGCUCGCGCCGGGGUGCGCGCAGGCGACGGUCCAGGGCGCGCCGGGCGGCCGGGGACCAGGAGCCCCGCGCGAAGGGCGACGGCGGGGACCCCCGGGCGGGCGCGAUGGAGGGGAGCCCCAUCCCGGUGCUGACGGUGCCCACGGCGCCCUACGAGGACCAGCGGCCGGCGGGCGGCGGGGGGCUGCGGCGGCCCACGGCGCUCUUCGAGGCGCAGCGCAACUACCUGCCCAACUUCAUCCAGAGCGCGCUGUCGUCCAUCGACCUGCGCGACCGCCAGGGCUGCACCAUGGUGGUGGGCAGCGACGGCAGGUACUUCAGCCGCACGGCCACCGAGAUCGUGGUGCAGAUGGCCGCGGCCAACGGGAUUGGGCGACUGAUUAUUGGACAGAAUGGCAUCUUGUCUACCCCAGCUGUUUCGUGCAUUAUCAGAAAGAUCAAGGCUGCAGGAGGGAUCAUCCUGACAGCCAGCCACUGCCCUGGAGGACCAGGAGGAGAGUUUGGAGUGAAGUUUAAUGUUGCCAAUGGAGGUCCUGCACCGGAUGUUGUCUCAGAUAAAAUCUAUCAGAUCAGCAAAACAAUUGAGGAAUAUGCCAUCUGUCCUGAUCUUCGAAUCGACCUAUCUCGACUAGGAAGGCAAGAAUUUGACCUGGAGAACAAAUUUAAACCAUUUAGAGUAGAGAUAGUGGAUCCAGUGGAUAUCUAUCUUAACCUCCUUCGGAACAUCUUUGACUUCAAUGCCAUCAAGAGUUUGCUGACUGGACCCGGGCAACUGAAGAUCCGGAUUGAUGCUAUGCAUGGAGUUAUGGGACCUUAUGUGAGAAAAGUCCUGUGUGAUGAGCUGGGCGCCCCAGCCAAUUCUGCAAUUAACUGUGUUCCCUUGGAAGACUUUGGAGGGCAGCCACCUGACCCAAACUUGACAUAUGCAACAACCCUUCUGGAAGCCAUGAAAGGUGGAGAAUAUGGGUUUGGAGCUGCAUUUGAUGCCGAUGGGGACCGUUAUAUGAUCCUUGGCCAAAAUGGCUUCUUCGUGAGUCCUUCUGAUUCCCUGGCCAUUAUUGCUGCCAACCUCUCUUGCAUUCCGUAUUUCCGUCAGAUGGGGGUUCGUGGGUUUGGAAGGAGUAUGCCCACCAGCACUGCCUUGGAUAGAGUGGCCAAAUCGAUGAAGGUUCCUGUAUAUGAGACCCCAGCUGGAUGGAGAUUCUUCUCAAAUCUGAUGGACUCAGGGCGAUGUUCGCUGUGUGGAGAAGAGAGCUUUGGCACUGGCUCUGAUCAUCUUCGUGAGAAAGAUGGCCUCUGGGCUGUCUUGGUCUGGCUCUCCAUUCUUGCUGCCCGGAAGCAAGGUGUGGAGGAAAUUGUCCGAGAUCACUGGGCCAAAUUUGGCCGUCACUACUAUUGCAGGUUUGAUUACGAGGGUCUAGAGCCCAAGACAACCUAUUACAUCAUGAGAGACCUGGAGGCCCUUGUCUGUGACAAGUCCUUCAUUGGCCAGCAGUUUGCCGUGGGAAGCCAUGUCUACAGUGUGGCAAAGACAGACAGCUUUGAAUACGUGGACCCUGUGGAUGGCACCGUGACUAGGAAGCAGGGCCUGAGAAUCAUUUUCUCAGAUGCAUCUCGGCUCAUCUUUCGGCUCAGUUCCUCCAGCGGCAUACGGGCCACCAUCAGACUGUAUGCAGAGAGUUACGAGAGGGACCCCGGCGGCCAUGACCAGGAGCCCCAGACUGUGCUGAGCCCUCUCAUAGCCAUCGCACUGAAAAUAUCCCAGAUUCACGAGAGAACUGGCCGGAGGGGUCCCACAGUCAUCACUUGAGCAGAGGGAAGAUCAUCACCAGAAACAAAAGAAUGUUCUGCAGGACACACUUCACCAAGCCUUCUUGCUACCUGUUUGUGCCUCGUAUGCCUUUGGGGAAAACAAAAACAAAAACAUAAAAUAAAAGAUUACUGGUAGGGGAUGGAGGGUGGUUGGGAAAAGAAAAAUAAUUGGUUUGGUUGGGUUUUUGUCCGUUUCUUCCAGUGCAAAAAGGGUUUUCAGUUGUCUGUUAAAGCUCCACUAUCAUUUGAUAGCUCCAUUUCCUCACACAAAGGCACCCCCUUCCCUGUAACAAGGAAUAAGUGGGCUAAGACACUGCUUUGGGGCAUCUAUGCAUUAUUGCUACCAGGUGAGAAGAGGUUCUGACAAAAGAGGGGUGCCAAAAUUUAGUGGCCCCUAAGCCACAGAUGGCCCCGGUAAUCCUCAGCAUGGGGGAGGUUUCACUUUUCCUCCAGGACCAAGAGGAAAAGCUAAAACUUUCCAUGAGGGAACUUUCUAGAAUGCCUCAUAGCCCACUUCACACCCGCCCACUCCUUGAUGGGCCGGUGUCCCUGUUCCUAUUUCCAAACCCCAGUGCCCCCUCCCUUCACAUCUUCUAGCGCUUUCUACAAAUCACAAAGGCAUGCUCUCAGUAAAACACAUCAAAUGACGUUUUCUCUCUUUUUUUCUGUAAAUAAUGUUAUUUUAGCUACUAAGCUGACUGCCUUCCCAUAGGUUUAGUCGCUCGUUGUUCCGGUAGAAAGCAGUGGAUUGGCAGGACACCCCAAAUGAAUGUUUCCUUUCCCUGAUCUGGGUCCUUCCUAGACACCACAGAUUGUUGUUGAUGGCCAAAAAAAAGUCACCAUGUCUGCCCUCUCCCUGGGAUCUCCCUCUGCUCUCCUACCUCCCACCAAGCACCUCCAGUAAUGCACUUGUUUGAACACAGUUCAGAUCUUACCUGUAGGGGCUGGCAAAGGCGAUAAUGCCACAGGGGGGAAAUCAAGGCAUGAAGUCAAAGUUGGGAGGAGCCCUUUCUGGGGUAGAGUCAGGGGGCUGGGCUGGGAGGGCAAGGUAGGGACUCCUUCUGGGAAGUGGAGUCUCACAACUGGCUUUCGUUGGCCCCGGGAAAAGAAUAUGCAGUUCUAACAGCCUCGGUGUGGGCUCAUGGGACACGGGGUGCUUGGGCCCUGUUUGCAUGUUUUGGUUCCUUGGGAACGGCACUCUCACUUGCGUGUGCUUUGUGCAGAUGACGUGCUGCACUGUGAGUCUUAAGCAAUGCCUGGGUGCUGGAGUCAAGUUGAGUGUAAGCAGGGAAACAGUCCAGUCAAAGAUUUGUUUCUCUUUUCUCUCUCUGCUUCUGCCAGACACGUGUUAGAACUUUUGCAUAGCCAAUAAAAAAGAGAUUCCUUCUUUCACUCU